GGAAGGAUGUCUGGACAGUGUUUACUAGGCCUCCAGCACUCUCCCCCAGCCCUGCCCCCAGCUCCGAAAAGAAAAGCUUCCUGGAAAUGUCCUUGUUAUCGCUUCCCGCGUCGGGCUGGGGGCUGGGAGCGGGCGGUCCCCCCGCCCCCGGCUCGGCCGCUCCGCGGGCGCGCUCGCUCGCAGCGCCGCCGCGCCGCAGUCCUCAGAGAGCGGCGCCCGGGUCGUAGCUCCGCGGCGCGCAGAGCGCAAGGGUCCUCGCGACGAAGCGCCACCGUCCCCGCCCGCAACUCCGCCCGCUGCGCCAUGAGGGGCCCGGGUGGGCGCUGCGGGGCGCUGCUGGCGUGCCUCGCCCUACUGCUUCCCGUCUUGGAGGCGAACUUUUUGUCAAAGCAACAUGCUUCGCAGGUCCUGGUUAGGAAACGCCGUGCAAAUUCUAUGCUUGAAGAAACGAAAAAGGGUAAUCUUGAAAGAGAAUGCAUUGAAGAGCUGUGCAACAAAGAAGAAGCCAGGGAGGUCUUUGAAAAUGACCCUGAAACGGAAUAUUUUUAUCCAAAAUAUUUAGGUUGUCUUGGCUCUUUUCGUGCUGGAUUAUUCACCGCUGUACCUCUCUCAACUAAUGCCUACCCUGACCUAAGGAGCUGUGUCAAUGCCAUUCCAGAUCAAUGUAAUCCUCUGCCAUGCAAUGAAGCUGGAUAUUUGAUCUGCAAAGAUGGCCAAGCUGCAUUCACUUGCAUUUGUAAAUCAGGUUGGCAAGGAGAGAAGUGUGAACUUGAUAUAAAUGAAUGCAAAGAUCCUUCAAACGUAAAUGGAGGUUGCAGCCAGAUUUGUGAUAAUAUACUUGGAAGUUACUACUGUUCCUGCAAAAGUGGUUUUGUUAUGCUUUCAAAUAAAAAGGACUGCAAAGAUAUAGAUGAAUGCUCUGUGAUGCCAGGCAUUUGUGGCACAGCUGUGUGCAAGAACAUCCCAGGAGGCUUUGAAUGUGAAUGUCCUGAAGGCUACAGAUACGAUCCCACAUCAAAGUCGUGUCAAGAUGUGGAUGAAUGCUCUGAGAACAUGUGUACUCAGCUUUGUGUCAAUUACCCUGGAGGUUACUCUUGUUAUUGUGAUGGGAAGAAAGGAUUCAAACUUGCCCAAGAUCAGAAGAGUUGUGAGGCUGUUCCAGUGUGCCUUCCUUUGAACCUUGACAAAAAUUAUGAAUUGCUCUACUUGGCAGAGCAGUUUGUAGGGGUUGUUUUGUAUUUAAAAUUUCGUUUGCCGGAUAUCACCAGAUUUUCAGCUGAGUUUGAUUUCCGGACAUAUGAUUCAGAAGGUGUUAUCCUGUAUGCAGAAUCUUCUGAUCACUCAGCUUGGUUCCUGAUUGCACUUCGUGAUGGAAAGAUUGAAAUUCAGUUUAAGAAUGAAUAUACAACCAAAAUAACAACUGGAGGCAAAAUUAUUAAUAAUGGUCUAUGGAAUAUGGUCUCUGUGGAAGAAUUAGAGCAUAGUAUUAGUGUAAAAAUAGCUAAAGAAGCUGUAAUGAAUAUAAAUAAACCUGGAAGCCUUUUUAAGCCUACAAAUGGGUUUCUAGAAACCAAAGUAUACUUUGCAGGACUGCCUCGGAAAGUGGAGAAUGCACUUAUUAGACCGAUUAACCCUCGUCUAGAUGGAUGUAUUCGAGGCUGGAAUUUGAUGAAUCAAGGAGCUUCAGGAGUAAAGGAAAUUAUUCAAGAAAAACAAAAUAAGCAUUGUCUUGUCACUGUGGAGAAGGGUUCCUACUAUCCUGGUUCUGGAGUUGCUCAAUUUAGCAUAGAUUAUAAGACUGUGUCCAAUGGUGAGGCUUGGCAAAUGAAUGUGUCCUUGAAUAUUCGCCCAUCAGCGGGCACUGGUGUUAUGUUGGCCUUGGUAUCUGAUAACACAGUGCCCUUUGCCUUGUCCUUGGUGGACUCCACCUCUGAAAAUUUUCAGGAUAUCCUGGUAUCUGUUGAAAAUACGGUAAUAGCUCGGCUAGAGGUCUUAAGUCUGUGUUCCAGUCAACAAUUCUAUCUGGAAAUCAGAGUCAAUAGAAACAACUUGGAGCUGUUGACUGAACUUAAAAAAAGUAGCAUCUACUCUGAAGAUUUUCAAGGACAAUUUGCCAUCUUGGACAAAGCAAUGCAAGGAACACUGGCCACUUACUUGGGUGGGCUUCCAGAUGUCCCAUUCAGUGCCACACCAGUGAAUGCCUUUUAUAAUGGCUGCAUGGAAGUGAACAUUAAUGGUGUGCAGUUGGAUCUGGAUGAAGCCAUUUCUAAACAUAAUGAUAUUAGAGCUCACUCAUGUCCAUCAGUUUGGAAAAACACAAAAAAUACUUAAGGCAUCUUUUUUCUGCUGAUACUAUCUUUUUCCUGUGUGUAAUUAUGCUUGUGUUUCAAUAAUAGUUGAAGGGUUUUACCUGCAAUGUGCAGACCUGGAUGAUUUUGUGGUACUUUAACCUCCCUGGAAUUUUAAAAAGAUCCUUUUUCAAGAAAACAAGAUUCUCUUGUGGUGUAAAUCACAUUAAUUUUUUUUUUUACCUCUGUUGCUGUCUAGAAAUUAAAUAAUGAAACAGAAAAAUUUUAAUUUGAAUUUUUUGUUACAAUUGAGAUUUCAUUUUUAUGUUUGUUAAAGAUAGAUUCAAUUUGAUCAUCGUGAACUAGUGUUUAAAUAUUUAUUUUUCUGGUAAGGCACGGAUGUUAAAACCUUGUUGGAACCCAAACAAAAGUGCAUUUGACUAAAUAAUGUUACUAGCCCUCUCAGGUCAGAACAAGAGUCCUUUUACCUGGUGUCGUCCAUGCCAGCAGAAUGACAUCAGUUCGGUUAAGAAGCAAAGGAAAUCUUUAUUCUUAGAUCAGAGGAUGGAGCCGUGUGAGCACACGCUCUCCCGCUCCCCGCCGCCACCCCAUGCCAGGCUGUGGGCGGGUCUCCUCAGGAGAGCGGGGCCAGAGUUCUCGCGGGACAGGGCCGGAGUUCUCGCGGGACGGGCACAGCCAUGCUGCUCAUGCCCCGGACCGCAGCGCAGCGGCUCAGGCCCGUCGCCGCCAUCUUGAAUGGCAGUGUCGUGACCAGCAGCUUCUGCACCGCCCGCUGAGCUGAGGUGUUGGGCGCUGCUGUUUCACACGGGGAACUCUGGUCUGAAGGGCCAGGUUCAAGACCUCUGCAUGCAGCGCCCUGUGAGCAAGUGAAACUAGACUAAGCACAAAGGAAAAAAAAGGUUAGACUUUAUUUUAUUACUCAGAUUCUGUUUUUAUUUCCUGGGAAUUGCUAUUGGGCUUUGCCGGUGACACUGUUGAUCACAGUAGAUGCUGUUGGUUUUCAUUUUUUUCGCAUGAUGGCAGAAGAGACAGUGGCCUAUUAAGCAUGAAUGGAGUGGAGGGCUUUAAAGCUUUAUUCCAGAACAAUCCUUCAGGGGGACGAGCUUUGACUAUCUUUCUUUCACCUGGUUUAGCAUUUGAACCAGUAGCUUUACUGAAGUGGGGCAGAUUUUCAUGAGAGCAGCACAUGGAUCUUGCUGGUUAGUAAUUGGAUUCUAUGAGGUUGGGAGACUGGAUUGUGUUAGAAAGGGUAUAGAAACCUGGGAUGGGUACAUUCCGUAAGUUUGGCUGUGUGGGUCACACAAGUGACCAUUUAGAAAAAGCAAAACCUAAUCAUGGAAAGAAUGAAUGAGAGGAUAAAUAAUGUGGAAGCUCAUAAUUUUUCUUGAAUCCAACUUGAGUUACCAGAGUAAGUUGCCAGAAUAUUAUUGCUGAAGGACAAAAGGAACUGUGAGAACUAGAAUAGAUUUUAAUAAAAGGAUAACCACAGAGGGACAUAGUUAAUGUUGUGCUUUUGUAAUGCUGUGUCUUUGAAGUAAGGAGGUAAGAUUGCUUUGUACUUGCUGGCAGUGCAUUUCGAGUGGCAGUUUUCUCCCUCUCAAGCCUACUAUGCACAUUAGGAAUGUAUCAGUUGCUUCACUGACAGCUUUGGAAAAUAAACUUUUUCCACUAUA
Vicugna pacos (alpaca) is the source of this 3982-nucleotide messenger RNA. It is a transcript of the gene PROS1, whose product is annotated as protein S. The record is from RefSeq and is a predicted model, not a curated record. Gene Ontology annotation, cellular component: extracellular region. NCBI's taxonomy places the organism in Eukaryota, Metazoa, Chordata, Mammalia, Artiodactyla, Camelidae. Gene Ontology annotation, molecular function: calcium ion binding.